AUGGUAGUAGAUGUCAAACAGAAUCUAGCACAAGCAUUUGGAAAAUUCGAGGCACAAGUCAAUUUUGAUGAAAGUAGUGGCAAAUCUAUCAUGGACUUUUGGCACAGUCUUUGCACUUCUACAAGGCCUAUCUUCGGUCCAGUCUCCACUAUGGGUACACAACUAAAUAAUCCUUCCCAAUUAGAGUUGGAAUCUGCCCAUUCAAAUUGGAGUACCAACUCGAAUCAUAACAACAACAAUCACAUCACUCAACAUAAUGAUCAUUCUUCAGUUCAUAGUGAUGCAAGAGUUCCUAGUGUUAAUGGAUGUAACUAUCACAUGGAGGAGAAUACCAUGGGAAACAAUGAAUAUCGUUGAAAGAACAUGACAAUGAUCCAUGAGAAUGGGAUGAUGAUGUCCUCAAUGAGACUUUCAGUGUGGAAGACUUCUAAAUAUUUAGAUUGAUC
Lycium ferocissimum is the source of this 446-nucleotide messenger RNA. RefSeq lists its product as uncharacterized. The record is from RefSeq and is a predicted model, not a curated record. The transcript has 4 exons. Bases 1 to 357 code for a protein of 118 amino acids. NCBI's taxonomy places the organism in Eukaryota, Viridiplantae, Streptophyta, Magnoliopsida, Solanales, Solanaceae.